This is a messenger RNA of Homarus americanus (American lobster), 2831 nucleotides long. It is a transcript of the gene beta4GalT7, whose product is annotated as beta-1,4-galactosyltransferase 7-like. Gene Ontology annotation, biological process: proteoglycan biosynthetic process; carbohydrate metabolic process. Bases 274 to 1446 code for a protein of 390 amino acids. Gene Ontology annotation, molecular function: xylosylprotein 4-beta-galactosyltransferase activity. NCBI's taxonomy places the organism in Eukaryota, Metazoa, Arthropoda, Malacostraca, Decapoda, Nephropidae. The transcript is spliced from 9 exons. The record is from RefSeq and is a predicted model, not a curated record.
GUAGGUGGAUAUAAACAAGAGCUCCCUCGCCCUGCUGACAGACACUCCCACGGUUGAGAUAAAAUAGUCCAACAUUUAGGCUGUGGCUUGGUAACUGGUACAGUGAUAAGAAUAUAAGAGUCGCCAUAUGCACUGAAUACAUUAGCAGAGUAUGAUUUGAUGAGUCAAUAACCAUGUAAAGUGGAGGGUGUGAGAGUGGUGGAGGGCGGAUGUUAACAAGACUAGGAGUGAGGGGUGAUGUGAACAACACAUGAGGGAGCUCCACUCACCUGAAUGACGUUAUACGGGGAGGAUGACCCUAAUAUAAGGAAGUGUAUACGACAUGGACCUGUGGCCCACUCGAGGAGGAAUGUCUACCCACCCUCUGCUAAUACCCCCAAAAUUUCAAAUAAUAUAAAGCAUUUGUCCUUUGUUUGGGAGAUGGGGUCAACCAUAGUCACCAUGUUGCGGUUGAGGCGACCGACAACUCUACUCUGGGGCUUCGGCCUCUGUCUCUUACUUUUGUUCUAUGUAACUGUACCAUCAACAAAUACAGACCAGUGUGACUGUCGUGGUCACCAACGUGCCGUCACCUCCAGUGCAUUCAUUGGUCAGUCACAACAGGAAGACAUCAGGUCAUAUCCCAACGACAAGCACAAAAUGGCCAUUCUCAUCCCAUUUAGGGAUCGUUUUGAGGAGCUUCUGGAGUUUGCUCCUCAUAUUCAUAACUUCUUAAAUACCCAGCACAAAAAUCAUCAUUUAUAUAUCAUUAAUCAGGUGGAUGGUCUUCGUUUUAACCGAGCGUCUCUACUUAAUGUAGGUUUUUUAGAGUCGGGCAUUGACUGUGAUUAUGUUGCAAUGCACGAUGUUGACCUGUUACCCAUGAACGCAGCACUAACUUAUCAAUAUCCUCAUGAUGGUCCUUACCACGUGGCUGCCCCUCACCUGCACCCAAGAUAUCAUUACCCAACAUUCAUUGGUGGCAUACUGCUUGUGAAAAGAGAACACUUUCGUAAAGUAGAUGGACUGAGCAACAAGUACUGGGGUUGGGGACUCGAGGAUGAUGAGUUCUUUGCUCGGCUAAAAGAAGCGAAACUUGAAGUGUUUCGCCCAGGAAAUCUCACCUCUGGAACCAAAGAUACAUUUAAACAUAUUCAUGACAGACGAGUGAGAAGACGUGACAUGAUCAAAUGUUACAACCAGCAGGAGAUUACAAGACAUCGUGAUCGACAGACUGGGCUCUCUACCAUUCGUUAUCGGCUUCAAAGCAAGAAAGAGAUGACAAUUCAAGGUGCUCCUAUGACAAUCUUGAAUGUAGAGUUAGAGUGUGAUAGAUAUGUAACACCUUGGUGUGAUUGUACAGAAAAUAUUGGCAACACACCAAAGUCCCAACAGUCUUCACCAAAAUCUGACGAUGUUAUUGUACCAAGGCUCAAUCGUAAAAAACAUUUAAGCCAUGAUGGUUAGAAUUGUUUAUGACUUGUUUUUUGAAUAAGUGAUGUGUGUGUGUGCACACUACAGUACAGGUUGGGUAUCCCUUAUCCUAAAUUCCCAAGUCCGAAAUGCUCUGAAACCCGAAAGUUUGUUUCAUUAUAUUUAUGGUAGAUAAUACAGUGAAUAUGGCAUAUAUAAUAACAUUUACUAGGGUAAGUGUGUAUGUGUACUGAAUAAAGGCAAGACACAGGCUGCUUGGCGCCUCAGAAUCAGGUGUCAUGGCGAUGCCAAACAGACGGUAGUGAUUGCUUACUUUUCUGGGUCUUUAGUGUACAUCUUAUCAUAUAUUUUAUACCCAACAUUAUUAAAUUAUAUUUCAUAAAACUACCUGUAGAAUAUAUGCAUCCAUAUAUCCUGUAAAUGAAAUAUAAAUGAAUUUUGUGCAUAGACUUUGGCCCCAUCCCUGCUGGGUGAGCUAUUGCAUUAUAUAGGGUCUGUAUACAAGAUAUUAGGUAUUCCAAAAUCCGAAAUAUCCCAAAUCCGAGACCCUUAAGGCCCCAAGCAUUUCGGAUAAGGGAUACCCAACCUCUAUUCUAUUAUUGAAUUUAUUCUUGCCAAAUGUACAGAAUGGUCUUGCUGAACGAGUGAUAUUCAUUCCUGAAAGAGUGCUUGUUAGGUGAAUUCUCAUUCAAUGGGACCCAUUUUUCCAUAGGAUCCCAUGUUAAAAGCAGAGAUGUGUUCCAACCCAAAGAUUUUCAACCCAACACUCCAUAGUAUAUACUUGUAUGUGCACCAGCUUAUAGUAUUUUGACCCUGCAAUUGGUAACUGGUGUGGUGCAUAAACAUUGCAACAACAAAUGACAAAUACCAUCUGUGGUGCUGUGAGCUUCUAGAAGUAGCAGCUGCAGUGACAAGAACCUAUCACAAAAUAUAUACUUGCUAAAUAGAUUCAUGCAAAAUUUAUUAGUGAGAAAGCCGCAUCAACGAAUAAUGUCUCACAAGGGAGCAUAUGUCUAGCUCACAGUUCAUUAUGGUUGUGACAUUGGUCAGCAGGAUGUUUAAACAGAGACAGCAGUUUAUCACGCAUUUUAAUGUGAAGACUAAUAGCUGUUUGAAGUUAGUUAAAUUACUGUAUAUUAAUUUUUUUUUCCCAAAUACUCUCCAAGUGCUGUACAGUAAUUACAAUCUUCCUAUAAGCAGAUACCAAUACCUGUAUAAACACUUUGGUAACCCACCAGAUAGCUAAAGUUUCUAUAGAAAACAAAAUGUGAUAAUAUAUUCUAUCUUCUAUUCUAUACUGUAUUCAUAUACAGUCAGUCCUCGACUUACGAUGGUGUUAGGGACCGACGACCAGGUCGUAAGUCGAAUUGGUCGCAAGUCGAAAAUGCGAAAAUAAUACAUAGAAAAUCUAAAAUGGG